This is a messenger RNA of Phanerochaete carnosa HHB-10118-sp, 1095 nucleotides long. RefSeq lists its product as uncharacterized. The transcript is spliced from 7 exons. The coding region runs from base 1 to 1095 and encodes 364 amino acids. Gene Ontology annotation, molecular function: oxidoreductase activity. The record is from RefSeq and is a predicted model, not a curated record. NCBI's taxonomy places the organism in Eukaryota, Fungi, Basidiomycota, Agaricomycetes, Polyporales, Phanerochaetaceae.
AUGUCCAACCUGCCCGUUUGUACGAAAGCACUAGUUGUAAAGCCAUCCCCGCCAGGCAGAAAGCCGCUGUACCAUGACGCGGUGCUCGAGGACCAACCAAAUCCCCAGCUCAACCCGGGCGAGCUGCUGGUGAAGGUCAGCGCUGCGGCUUUCAAUCAUAGAGAUCUGUGGAUUCGAAAGGGGCAAUACCCCGUCAUUGCCUUCGGAAGCACUUUUGGUGCUGAUGGCGCGGGGACAGUCAUUGCUGCUGCAAACAAAAAUGAUCCCUUACUGCACAAGCGUGUCUUCCUCGUUCCGAUGAGAGGUUGGGAGAAAGAUCCCGAUGCACCUGAGUCGAACUUCUUUAUCCUCGGGGGUGGUAACGCUGUGCCAAUUGGCACAUUUCGGCAAUACGUAGCUGUCGAACGCGACCAGGUCAUCCUCUCGCCAGAGCACCUGAAUGACGAUCAGAUAGCUGCUUGGCCACUCGGAGCAGUGACGGCAUGGAGGGCCACUAUUGUCAAUGCCCAGAUCAAGCCGGGUGAUAACAUUCUCAUCACUGGUAUAGGUGGUGGUGUCGCACUCAUUGCCCUGCAAAUUGCCGUUGCUCAAGGAGCCAAUGUCUAUGUCUCCUCUGGCAACGAGGAGAAGAUUCGGAAGGCUCUCGUGUUGGGCGCAAAAGGUGGUGUCAACUACAAGCAAAAGGAUUGGCCCGCACGGCUAGGCAAGCUGCUAGUCCAGCAUACUGGAAAGAACGCUCAGCUGAGUGCUGUCAUCGACUCGGCCGGCGGAGACAUUAUGGGCCAGGUGGGUAAAAUCUUGAAAGCUGGCGGCAAGGUCGUCGUAUACGGCAUGACUGCAAGCCCGAAGGUGAACUUCACGAUGCGAGAAGUCCUGAAGAAUCAGCGACUGCUUGGGUCAACCAUGGGAUCGCAUCAGGACCUCGUUGAUGCUACAAAGUUCCUCUCAAAACACCGCAUUAUUCCAGUUGUAUCGCAUGUGCUGGACGGCCUUGAGAAUGCGGAAGAAGGGUUCAAAAUUCUUCAGAAAGGGGAUCAGUUUGGAAAAGUCGUCAUUCGUGUCAAGCACGAUGAUGAGAUUAGGAGCAAGUUGUAA